This is a messenger RNA of Lineus longissimus, 8293 nucleotides long. RefSeq lists its product as uncharacterized. Lineage: Eukaryota; Metazoa; Nemertea; Pilidiophora; Heteronemertea; Lineidae. The record is from RefSeq and is a predicted model, not a curated record. Gene Ontology annotation, molecular function: protein binding. The transcript is spliced from 6 exons. The coding region runs from base 801 to 6608 and encodes 1935 amino acids.
UCCUUGAGAGGACCCUCACGCUCACUUACUCAUAAAGACCUCGUGGCUCUGAAUCAACAGGCACUGCAGGACUGAAAAUCUGCUCAACACCACAAGAAGAGAGGAGUAUAAGUUUGAGCUGAGUCGAGCUCAACCCUGCCAGUUCAUCUAUGCAGUUCCCAUGAGGACCCUCGCACGUACUCACUCGUAAAGACCUCAUGGAUCGUACUUCAACAGGUAUUGGACUGAAAAAACUGCUCAACACCAAGACAUGAGAAUACAAUUUUGAGUCAGUCGAGCUCAACCCGCCAGAUCAUCCACACUUAGGCUAACACUCCUUGAGAGGACCCUCACGCACACUUACUCAUAAAGACCUCGUGGCUCUGAAUCAACAGGCACUGCAGACCUGAAAAACUGCUCAACAUCAUAAGAAGAGAGGAGAUCAUCCACACUUAGGCUAACACUCCUUGAGAGGAACCUCACACUCACUUACUCGUGAAGACAUCGUGGCUCUGAAUCAACCGGCACUGCAGGACUGAAAAUCUGCUCAACACCACAAGAAGAGAGGAGUAAGUUUGAGCUGAGUCGAGCUCAACCCUGCAAGGUCAUCUAUGCAGUUCCCACGGGGACCCUCGCACGUACUCACUCGUAAUGACCUCAUGGAUCGUACUUCAACAGGUAUUGGACUGAAAAAACUGCUCAACACCAAGACAUGAGAAUAGUUAAAACGGCAUGCAGAUGAAAAGAAAAGCCCAGGAGACAGUGAAGCUGGUUCCAGAAAGCGCAAACUCGAGAAUAGAAACGACAAGCUUGCUUCGAACAUGGAAGAAAAUCAACGAGGACAGAGUGGACAUGGAGCAGACAAGCAGGAGGGUCAUGACGCCAAAGUCGAUGGAACUGGAACAGGACAGGGUCACAGGAAACAUAAAGCUGUGGUAACUGGAGAUGGAGUUAAAAUUGAUUUGGAGACUGUUAAUAGAGCCUUUCUUGAAUUAGCAGAGAAAGGUCGUCGAGAUACUGUUAAGAUAUUGAUAGAUGCUGAGGCUGAUGUUAAUGCCAAGGACAUUAACAAUGACAUACUCUUGCUUGCAUCAGCAUCUGGAGGUCAUUCUGAUACUGUAAAGAUAUUGAUAGAUGCUGGGGCUGAUGUUGAUGCCAAGGACAUUAACAAUGUCACACCCUUGCUUGCAUCAGCAUCGGGAGGUCAUUCUGAUACUGUCAAGAUAUUGAUAGAUGCUGGGGCAGAUGUUAAUGCCAAGACCACUAACAAUGACACACCCUUGCUUGCAUCAGCAUCGGAAGGUCAUUCUGAUACUGCCAAGAUAUUGAUAGAUGCUGGGGCUGAUGUUAAUGCCAAGAACACUAACAAUGACACACCCUUGCUUGCAUCAGCAUCGGGAGGUCAUUCUGAUACUGCCAAGAUAUUGAUAGAUGCUGGGGCUGAUGUUGAUGGCAAGACCACUUACAAUGUCACACCCUUGCAUGAAACAUCAUGGAGAAGUCAUGAUGAUACUGUAAUGAAAUUUAUAGAUGAUGUGGCUGAUGUUCUUGCCAACUACACUUACAAUGACACACCCUUGCUUGCAUCAGCACGGGGAGGUCAUUCUGAUACUGUCAAGAUAUUGAUAGAUGCUGGGGCUGAUGUUGAUGCAAAGGGCACUAACAAUGUCACACCCUUGCUUGCAUCAGCACGGGGAGGUCAUUCUGAUACUGUCAAGAUAUUGAUAGAUGCUGUGGCUGAUGUUCUUGCCAACUACACUAACAAUGACACACCCUUGCUUGCAUCAGCACGGGGAGGUCAUUCUGAUACUGUCAAGAUAUUGAUAGAUGCUGGGGCUGAUGUUGAUGCAAAGGGCACUAACAAUGACACACCCUUGCUUGCAUCAGCACGGGCAGGUCAUUCUGAUACUGCCAAGAUAUUGAUAGAUUCUGGGGCUGAUGUUAAUGCAAAGGGCGCUAACAAUGACACACCCUUGCUUGCAUCAGCACGGGCAGGUCAUUCUGAUACUGCCAAGAUAUUGAUAGAUGCUGGGGCUGAUGUUGAUGCAAAGGACACUGACAAUGACACACCCUUGCUUGCAUCAGCACGGGCAGGUCAUUCUGAUACUGUCAAGAUAUUGAUAGAUGCUGUGGCUGAUGUUGAUGCCAAGGACACUAACAAUGUCACACCCUUGCUUGCAUCAGCAUGGGAAGGUCAUUCUGAUACUGUCAAGAUAUUGAUAGAUGCUGGGGCUGAUGUUAAUGCCAAGAGCACUAACAAUGUCACACCCUUGCAUAAAUCAGCAUGGGAAGGUCAUUCUGAUACUGUCAAGAUAUUGAUAGAUGCUGGGGCUGAUGUUAAUGCCAAGGACACUAACAAUGUCACACCCUUGCAUAAAUCAGCAUGGGAAGGUCAUUCUGAUACUGUCAAGAUAUUGAUAGAUGCUGGGGCUGAUGUUAAUGCCAAGGACACUAACAAUGUCACACCCUUGCAUAAAUCAGCAUCGGAAGGUCAUUCUGAUACUGUCAAGAUAUUGAUAGAUGCUGGGGCUGAUGUUGAUGCAAAGGGCACUAACAAUGUCACACCCUUGCUUGCAUCAGCACGGGGAGGUCAUUCUGAUACUGUCAAGAUAUUGAUAGAUGCUGGGGCUGAUGUUAAUGCCAAGAACACUGACAAUGACACACCCUUGCUUGCAUCAGUACGGGGAGGUCAUUCUGAUACUGUCAAGAUAUUGAUAGAUGCUGGGGCUGAUGUUGAUGCCAAGGACAUUAACAAUGUCACACCCUUGCAUUAUAUAGCAUUGGAAGGUCAUUCUGAUACUGUCAAGAUAUUGAUAGAUGCUGGGGCUGAUGUUCAUGCCAAGAACACUAACAAUGUCACACCCUUGCAUUAUUCAGCAUGGGAAGGUCAUUCUGAUACUGUCAAGAUAUUGAUAGAUGCUGGGGCUGAUGUUGAUGCCAAGAACACUAACAAUUUCACACCCUUGCAUUAUUCAGCAUGGGAAGGUUAUUCUGAUACUGUCAAGAUAUUGAUAGAUGCUGGAGCUGAUGUUAAUGCCAAGAACACUAACAAUGACACACCCUUGCAUAAAUCAGCAUGGGGAGGUCAUUCUGAUACUGUCAAGAUAUUGAUAGAUGCUGGGGCUGAUGUUGAUGCCAAGAACACUAACAAUGACACACCCUUGUUUGCAUCAGCACGGGCAGGUCAUUCUGAUACUGCCAAGAUAUUGAUAGAUGCUGGGGCUGAUGUUGAUGCCAAGAACACUAACAAUGUCACACCCUUGCAUAAAUCAGCAUUGGGAGGUCAUUCUGAUACUGUCAAGAUAUUGAUAGAUGCUGGGGCUGAUGUUAAUGCCAAGGACACUAACAAUGUCACACCCUUGCUUGCAUCAGCACGGGGAGGUCAUUCUGAUACUGUCAAGAUAUUGAUAGAUGCUGGGGCUGAUGUUAAUGCCAAGGACACUAACAAUGUCACACCCUUGCAUAAAUCAGCAUGGGGAGGUCAUUCUGAUACUGCCAAGAUAUUGAUAGAUGCUGGGACUGAUGUUAAUGCCAAGACCACUAACAAUGUCACACCCUUGCUUGCAUCAGCACGGGGAGGUCAUUCUGAUACUGUCAAGAUAUUGAUAGAUGCUGGGGCUGAUGUUGAUGCAAAGGGCACUAAGAAUGACACACCCUUGCUUGCAUCAGCAUCGGAAGGUCAUUCUGAUACUGUCAAGAUAUUGAUAGAUGCUGGGGCUGAUGUUGAUGCAAAGGGCAUUAACAAUGACACACCCUUGCUUGCAUCAGCACGGGGAGGUCAUUCUGAUACUGUCAAGAUAUUGAUAGAUGCUGGGGCUGAUGUUGAUGCCAAGGACAUUACCAAUGUCACACCCUUGCAUUAUUCAGCAUCGGCAGGUCAUUCUGAUACUGUCAAGAUAUUGAUAGAUGCUGGGGCUGAUGUUAAUGCCAAGACCACUAACAAUGUCACACCCUUGCUUGCAUCAGCACGGGGAGGUCAUUCUGAUACUGUCAAGAUAUUGAUAGAUGCUGGGGCUGAUGUUGAUGCAAAGGGCAUUAACAAUGUCACACCCUUGCAUAAAUCAGCAUUGGGAGGUCAUUCUGAUACUGUCAAGAUAUUGAUAGAUGCUGGGGCUGAUGUUAAUGACAAGGACAUUACCAAUGACACACCCUUGCAUAAAUCAGUAUGGGGAGGUCAUUCUGAUACUGUCAAGAUAUUGAUAGAUGCUGGGGCUGAUGUUGAUGCCAAGGACAUUACCAAUGUCACACCCUUGCAUUAUUCAGCAUCGGCAGGUCAUUCUGAUACUGUCAAGAUAUUGAUAGAUGCUGGGGCUGAUGUUAAUGCCAAGACCACUAACAAUGUCACACUCUUGCUUGCAUCAGCACGGGGAGGUCAUUCUGAUACUGUCAAGAUAUUGAUAGAUGCUGGGGCUGAUGUUAAUGCCAAGGACACUAACAAUGUCACACCCUUGCAUCAAGCAACUAGAAGAGGGGAUUUACAAGUAGUUGUGGGACUCAUACUAAAGGGGGCUAAUGUGAAUCUUAAGAACAACUGUGGUGUGAUACCUAUUCAUCUGGCAGUAGAAGGUAGAUACAUACAAAUCAUAAAUGAACUAAUGAACAAAACUGAUUUAGCUGACCCUGGUGCACUCUCGAUAUUACACUCUUUAUUACUGGAAACCGAUAUUGGUAUGCUGAAGAUUAUGUGCCGCAAUUCAUCAGUCUACCGUGCUUGUGGCAAUUACGGGAGGACCUUACUCCAUGUUGCCGGACAACUCGGCUGCCAUGAAUACAUUCAACAUUUAACAACAUGUGAUGGAGUCCAGGUUAAUAACAAAGAUCACUUUGGAAAGAGUUCACUCCACUACGCCGUAGAGAUUGGGAAUGAAGAGACAAUACAUGAACUUCUAGAAGCUGGUUGUGAUGUUCAUGAAUUAGACUUAGCACGGAAGUCAGUUUUGCACCAUGCUGCAAUAAAUGGACACUGCAAUCUUAUAGGAUUUUUCAUUGAAAAAUAUAGGUUAGAUCCAUAUCAGGCUGAUGUUGAUGGCAGGAACUGUCUCCAUUAUGCUGUGAUCUAUCGAAAUGAGGACGUAGUUGCCCUGUUGAUGGAGAAAUACAGUGAUCCUAGGAAGGAUGCAAGGGACUAUCGAAACAAGACACCGACUGACUACUUGCAUCAGUGUGAAGAAGGCAGUUUGACAUCAAAAUACCUUCGAGGCUGGACAUCAGGAGUUACUGCAAUUGAGCUUGGUAACACCGAAAGUGAUGAUCAUACUGCCGGAGAAUGCUCUGAUAUUACAAAUAUUCCUGACUUGUGCAAAAUUUCAGAACAACCAUACAUUGGGUCUGUAAUGGCAAUCACAGGACACGAUAAUGUAAAAUUUGUCAAAUAUGUUAAAGAAAAGGUGCAACAAGUUAUAAAAGAGGUACUACCACAGAUCACGGAAGUGAAGGUUAUUGGGGUUGGAAGUUCAUUUGAGGCAUCAAAGCAUGGCAUGCCUGAUGAAUUUGAUUUUUUGGUGAAGUUGGGACCUAUUUAUUCUGAAAAAGGUGAUAAACAUGAAGGAUAUCAAAAUAUGAAGGAUUUUAAUUUCAGGGAUGAAUCUGUGGGACCUGUCAUUGGGUCACAUGGGAUGUGGAUGUGGAGCAGACUCAUGGAAUAUUGGAGUGAUUGCGUAUCAAACAAAAAGGCCACACGAAGUGAUGGUGAUCGCAGCUUCUGUAUGUUAUCGCCACCUCAGAGACAUCCUGAUCGUAAAACCUGCACGACAUGGAUCUGGCUGUACAGUGAUGAAAUGUUUACCGACUUGCCAAUAUCAAUAGACUUGGUGCCUGCCAUUGAGGUUGACAUCGAUGAACAGGAAGACUGGGAAUUAGCAUUGAUGAUUUUUAAGAGAGAAGACUGGAAACGACCAAAUAAGUACAUAGUUCCUAAAAUUCCAUACAGGACCAGCACGGUAGCACAAAACAUUGAACCAGACAAACUUAAUCAGCUUGGGCGAGUCUCCUACCCAACAAUAGAGGUGGAAUUCCUCAAAACUUUGGAUAAACGGAUGAAGGCUGUCUUCAUCACAGCAAAAUGUGUGAGAAAGGCAGAGGUAUGUGGCUUCAAAAUUAAAAGCAACAAGGGUGAUAUGGUAUGUGGCUACAAAAUUAAAAACAACAAUGUCAAUAUUAAGUCGGUCAGUGAGUUAGUAACCAGCUACAGAUUGAAAUCUGUAUUCUUGCAUCUGGUUGAACUGUUCCUGAAGUCAGACAUGUCCCUCGGGAAAAUGGUCCUGAUGGUGUAUGAACAUUUAGAAAAGUGUCUCGAGAGAGAUAAUCUACCAAUGCCCAUGGAUAAUAAGGUCAAUGUGUUGGCUGGGUCCAAGCUGAGUACAGAAGACAGCCUCCAGGUGACCAGGAUCAUGGCAAGGUUUGUCAGGCGACUGUACGAGAGGGAUGUCUCAGCUGAACAACGGGAGAGAGACUCAAGAGAAGAGGCUCAGGGACUAACGAGACUAAGAGCAGAGUACGAUCAGGAACUGGAUGAAUGGACUAUUAAGAGGGAUCAAAGAAGGAAACCAAAUUACUGGGAGGAAUUUUUGCCUGAUUUUGAUAAUAAACCAAUACUGAAUCCAAUCCUGUUUCCAAAGCUUCCCAGGUAGUGACAUUCGGUUACAUCACACCAGUUUCUUUCUCGGUGUAGUUUAACCCUUUCUUCUGGAGACAUAGCCAUGAACCUUUCAAAGCUGAAUAAAUGAUAAAUGCACUUAAGUCUAUAUGCUUACAGCAAAAAGUUCUUAUGUCUCCUCAAAUGCGUGGUUCUGCAAUAUAUUGUGUCUAUUCAAGCAUUGUAGGUCUCUGGUAGCGCCUUGGGGACGGAAUCCAAGCUGAGGUUCCUAAUGUAACCAAUGGUUAACAACCACAGGCUUCGUCAUCAAUGAUAACUGUUAUGAAUUCGGUGCUCAUUGACUGAUUGAGUUAGCUUGUGUGUAAGUAACUCAAAUGAAAAAGCUACGGCCGUGUGUGAGCAUCGGAUCAAUCUUUGGCAGACAAGUUAUAACCAUUCUGCUAAAGAAACAUGCUAUAUAUGGGUAUGGGGCAGAAGCAGCACAGUGGAAGAGAGUCGGCCUCUGGAUCGAGAGGUUGUGGGUUUGACUCCCAGCUAAGUCACUGCUUGGUUCCCCUACUGGUCGAGUUCAAGUGAGCGUCUUCUGGUUGCUCCUUGAAAUCCGUGAUUGAUUUCUGUGGAGACCAGGUAAUCAUAUGGUACCCCAAAAGUGCUUUGAACAGGGAAACAUUGAAAAGCGCGAUAUAAGAACUCAACGUGAUUAUUUUAUCAUAGUUUAGACUGGCUGAUUUGCCAAAUAUCAUUUGACUCUUGUGACCUUGAAUAUUUGGUCAAAUCUAAGGUGCUCAGCUGACAGAUUGGGGGUGGGCCAAUGAAAAUGAGCCCACAGCUACAUGUAAAUAUGGAAUUGUGCAAAUAGUAUCAGAGCUGGUACCUAUUAAAUAUUGCAGACACAUUUAUACUAUAUUUACUAUCCUUUGUACAUAUUACAGAGAAAAUCGGAUGACCAUAGCUCAAACACUGGGACUAUAAGAGCAGUUAUGGAAAUCAGACAUUUUUGAUAGUUCGCGCAACUAUCUAUUUUUUUAUGUAUUUUAAUGUAUCUUGAUCAUUCUCGUUUCACAAUGUUACUUAAUUAGCUUCCGACAAUCAUUUAGCACAGCUUAGUUAAGAAUAACAUUUAAACAAUUUUUUAUAAUUUGUUUUAAUGAGCUUGUUUCAUGUGUUAUUGAGAUGUUGGAUCAGCCACUCAAAAACAUGUUUGUGUUGGGCUAUUUUUGAAUUUCUGUCCCCAGGUGAAUUUGUGUUGUAAUACAAAUGUAGUUGUUACAUGUACUAGAUUUCUUUGUGAAUCUAAUGUUAUUAUCUAAAUUCAGAUUUUGGACUCCAGACUGGGAACAAACAUAAUUAGUUUUCCUCUCUGUGAUGAUGAAUGCAUAUUGAAUUUAUGAAGUUUUUGAAGCUAAAUAGCAAACUCAUGCCAUUUAAUCUCUUUGACCUCGAACAUUAGGUCAAAUGAAAAACUUGUAUGAGAGGUGCCUAUGAUGAUAAUACUGUCAUAAAUUGAAGAUUUGCUGCACUAUUUAUGUUUUAAGUUUUCGCCCUCUGGUGGCUAAAUUAAGGGUCAGAUUGAACUGAAAUUAAGUGUCAAAGGUCAUCUGACCGAGGGGAUUAUGUGUACAAAAUUUGAAUUUCAUAGGAGGUUAUCUUGAUAUCAAACAUACCUUAUCUCGGUAUCACACAUCACUUGUACUGUAGAAGAACAAAAUAAAACAUACC